GUUUGGCUCGCUCAGUCCUCGCGCCCUGGGCCAGCGGUGCGUGCGGGCCACUGUCCCGGGUCCCGGCCCCGCGCCAUGGAGUGGCGCUGGCCCCUGGGGCUCGGGCUCGGGCUGCUGCUGCUGCUGCUGCUCCUCUGCACCCCGCUGCCCCCGGGGGCGCGCGCCAAGGAAGUCACUCUGAUGGACACAAGCACCGCACAGGGCGAGCUGGGCUGGCUGCUGGAUCCCGAGGAUGGGUGGAGUGGGAUGCAGCAGAUGCUGAAUGGGACGCCCCUCUACAUGUACCAAGACUGCGCAGUACAAGGAGGAGGAGACACUGACCACUGGCUCCGUUCCAACUGGAUCUACCGAGGGGAGGAGGCUUCUCAAGUCUACGUGGAGCUUCAGUUCACCGUGCGGGACUGUAAGAGUUUCCCUGGGGGAGCCGGGCCUCUGGGCUGCAAGGAGACCUUCAACCUCCUGUUCAUGGAGAGUGACCAGGACGUGGGCAUUCAGCUCCGACGGGCCAUGUUCCAGAAGGUCACCACGGUGGCUGCAGACGAGAGCUUCACCAUCCGGGACCUUGCAUCGGGCUUGGUGAAAAUGAACACGGAGCGCAGCUCCCUGGGCCUCCUGACCCGCCGCGGCCUCUACCUCGCUUUCCACAACCCAGGGGCCUGUGUGGCCCUGGUGUCCGUGAGGGUGUUCUACCAGCGCUGCCCUGAGGCCGUGCAUGGCUUAGCCCGGUUCCCUGACACUCUCCCUACACCUACCAAGCUGGUAGAAGUGAUGGGGACCUGCUUGCCCCACGCCCAGGCCAGCCCCUCAGGAGCACCCCGCAUGCACUGCAGCUCCGAAGGCGAGUGGCUGGUGCCAGUGGGGAGGUGCCACUGUGAGCCUGGCUAUGAGGAAGGCAGAGAGAGAUGCCAUGCCUGCCCAGGCGGCUCCUACCGGGCAAAUGUGGACUCACCCCGUUGUCUCAAGUGCCCCCAACACAGCCUGGCUGAGUCUGAGGGGGCCACCAUCUGUGCCUGUGAGAGUGGCCAUUACCGAGCCCCUGGGGAGGGCCCGCAGGCGGCGUGCACACGUCCCCCCUCAGUCCCUCAAAACCUGAGCUUCUCUGUUUUGGGGACCCAGCUCUCCCUGCAUUGGGCAGCCCCAGCAGACUUGGGGGGGCGCCAGGAUGUGAGAUACAGUGUGGGGUGUUCUCAGUGUCGGGGAGCAGUGCCAGGUGAAGGCCCCUGCCAGCCCUGUGCGGGAAAUGUGCACUUCUCCCCGGGGGCCAGCGAGCUCACCGCACCUGCUGUGCGCGUCGAGGGCCUCGAACCCUUCGCCAACUACACCUUCCACGUGGAAGCCCACAACAGAGUAUCAGGGUUGGGCAGUGCCAAGCCCUCCCGUGCCUGGCUCAGCGUCCACAUGGGGCACACAGAGUCACCAGUAGGCCUGUCCCUGAGGCUGGUGAGGAAGGAGCCCCGGCAGCUGGAGCUGACCUGGGCGGGGUCCCAACCCCGCAGCCCUGGCGGGAACCUGACCUAUGAACUACAUGUGCUGAACCAGAAUGAAGAGCGGCACCAGACGGUUCCAGAACCCAGGGUCCUGCUGACUGAUCUGCAGCCAGACACCACGUACAUCGUUAGGGUCCGAAUGUUGACCCCGCUGGGCCCCGGCCCAUUCUCCCCUGACCAUGAGUUUCGGACCAGCCCACCAGUUUCCAAGGGCCUGAGUGGAGGCGAGAUCGUGGCCAUCAUCUUCGGGGUGCUGCUGGGCGUGGGGCUGCUGCUCGGGAUGUUUGUCUUCCGUUCCAGGAAACGUCGACAGCGACAGCAGCAGAGGCGGCUUGAUCAUGUCACUAAUGUGAACAGAGCCAAAACAGGACUCCUCAGGGAACAAGAAGAAGUUCGAGGGGACAAGCAGAGGCUGAAGCCUUACGUGGACCUCCUGGCGGAACCCAUGAUGUAUGAGGACCCAGCCCUGGGGGCUCUGGACUUCACCCAGGAGCUGGAUCCAGCCUGGCUGAUUGUGGACACUGUCAUAGGGGAAGGAGAGUUUGGGGAAGUGUAUCAAGGGACCCUGAGAAUCCCCAGCCAGGACUGCAGGACUGUGGCCAUUAAGACCUUGAAGGACACGUCUCCAGACGGCCAAUGGUGGAACUUCCUUCGAGAGGCAACCAUCAUGGGCCAGUUUAACCACCCGCACAUUCUGCGCCUCGAAGGCGUUGUGACAAAGAGGAAACCCAUCAUGAUCAUCACGGAGUUUAUGGAGAACGGAGCCCUGGAUGCCUUCCUGCGGGAGCGGGAGGACCAGCUGGUCCCUGCGCAGCUGGUGGCCAUGCUGCUGGGCAUUGCGUCUGGCAUGACCUACCUCAGUGACCACAGUUAUGUCCACCGGGACCUGGCCGCCAGGAACAUCUUAGUGAGUCAGAACCUGUGCUGCAAGGUGUCUGACUUUGGCCUUACCCGUCUCCUGAACAACAAGGAUGGGACCUACGAAACUCAGGGAGGAAAGAUCCCCAUCCGUUGGACAGCACCUGAAGCCAUUGCCAAUCGGAUCUUCUCCACGGCCAGUGACGUGUGGAGCUUCGGGAUUGUGAUGUGGGAGGUGCUGAGCUUUGGGGACAAGCCCUAUGGGGAGCUGAGCAAUCAGGAGGUAAUGAAGAGCAUCGAGGAUGGGUACCGGCUGCCCCCUCCUGUGGAUUGCCCUGCUGCUCUCUACGAACUGAUGAAGAACUGCUGGGCCUACAACCCCGACCAUCGGCCCCACUUCCACCAGCUAAAGACACAGUUGGAGCGAUUGCUGAGCACCCCUCACACCCUGCGGACCAUGGCCAACUUUGAUCCCAAGGUAACCCUUCGCCUGCCCAGCCUGAGCGGCUCAGACGGGAUCCCCUAUCGAAGCGUCCCUGAGUGGCUGGAGUCCAUUCGCAUGAAACGCUACAUUCUGAACUUCCGCUCAGCUGGGCUGGACACCAUGGAGUGUGUGCUGGACCUGACGGCCGAGGACCUGGUGCAGAUGGGGAUCACGCUGCCAGGACACCAGAAGCGCAUUCUUUGCAGUAUUCAGGGAUUCAAGGACUGAGCCCUCCCCUCCCCCGUCCUGUCCUCAGGAAGUAAGGAUGGGGCCAGGGUCACUCAAGUCCUUUCCCUCAGCCUACAGGGCCUUGGUGCUGUUCGGGCCCACCCUUCCCUGAGAAACUUGCCUUUGGAGCCUGGGAGCCUCUUCGUUUUCUAAAGGGAGGUUGGGGUCUAAAUCACCGUGCUGGGAAGAGGGUUUAAUAUAUAUAUAUAUAUAUAUAUAUAUAUAGUUAUACACAUAUAUAUUUUUAUAAGUAAACAGGAGCUGAGUUUUCAUCUGGACCCCUGUUUUAUUUUUAUCCCUCCCGUCUCUUCCAUUUGUAGCACAAGAGUCCACUGCUAAGAAUUCUGGAAAACAAGGUUUUUUAUUUGUAGCUGUAGCCACAACCCGGCAGCAUGGGGGCAGGUAGGAACGUCCAGGCCAGUGAGCCCAGCCCAGCCUCCCCGGGGGCUCAGGGGACUCGCCCUCGGCAACCAUAGUAGAGGCUUGGGGGGAGAAGGGGGGCAGCUGAGGGCAUUUGUGCAGCAGUGAAAGCAGCAGCGCUCAACCUGGCGACCCUCAGGGGGGCGUUAUCUGAAGGGUGGUGAGAGGUCCCUGCAGGAUGGGAGAGGAGACUAGAAACCCAGAACCGGGAUUCUGCAUCCUGGGUUCUGUUGGGACCCUGGAUCAGGGACCUUGGGAUACUGGGUGGGGUUUGGAAUGGAGGGAGGGGCUAGACAAAAAAAUAACCUAGGGCGGGGCCGGUGGAGGAGCAGGGUGGUCGCUGUGGGUGGUCCACUGACGGAGAAUGAACUCCCAGUGAGGAAGGGGCCGGUCCUCACUCAGGUCUGGGCUCUGGCAGUGUGGCACUUCCGGCAGAGCACGUGGCCAUCCAGGGGGAAGCAGCCAUUAUCGUCCGCCUCAAUGGACAGAGCCUUCCCACAGUCCUAGGAGAAAGUGGAAGAACCCCUGAUGGGAAGGGCCCCUGUGCACCCACACCGCCCCUUCCCCCACUUUUACAUUAGCGAGGCCAAGUGCUCAAAAGCUCAGAGUUGAUAUCCUCAUUGUGCCCCCACAACAAUACUCAUCCCCCACGUUCACUUUUGUCCCCUAGGCAUCCAGGACGAGGAUGGGCAGUGGGUAGAGCUGCACCCAUCCCAAUAAAGAAUGUGGGGCCAUUCCCACAUGUCUCAGCUCCA
Molecule: messenger RNA, 4232 nt
Organism: Pipistrellus kuhlii (Kuhl's pipistrelle)
Lineage: Eukaryota; Metazoa; Chordata; Mammalia; Chiroptera; Vespertilionidae
Gene: EPHA1
Product: EPH receptor A1
Exons: 19
Coding region: 76-3057 (993 amino acids)
Biological process (GO): cell surface receptor protein tyrosine kinase signaling pathway; axon guidance; protein phosphorylation
Cellular component (GO): neuron projection; plasma membrane
Molecular function (GO): transmembrane-ephrin receptor activity; ATP binding; protein binding
Source: RefSeq, a predicted model, not a curated record